Clavispora lusitaniae ATCC 42720 is the source of this 468-nucleotide messenger RNA. The record is from RefSeq and is a predicted model, not a curated record. NCBI's taxonomy places the organism in Eukaryota, Fungi, Ascomycota, Pichiomycetes, Serinales, Metschnikowiaceae.
AUGACAAACACCCGGAUCACCGAUGCCGAAGUUUUUGAAAGAAGAUAUCCUGUCCUUAUCCGGGAGUUCUCCAUCAGAGAAAACUCUGGCGGUGCCGGUGCCCACCGGGGCGGAAAUGGUGUGGUGCGGGACAUUGAAUUUCGGGUUCCUGUCACGGCGUCUAUUUUAUCCGAGAGACGAGUUGUUCCGCCACACGGUUUGGAAGGUGGUUCCGACGGCGAGCGCGGUUUUAACGUCUGGGUACGUAAGGUUAAAGAUGCCGAUGGCAAUGUCGUUACGAGAAGCGUCAAUGUGGGCGGCAAAGCGACGGUGCAAGCGUUGGCUGGAGACAGAUUUGUCAUUAACACUCCGGGCGGCGGCGGAUUCGGACCAGUCUCGGAGUCUUUGCCCACGGAGAAAAAGAAGCACCAGCAUUUUGCGGGGACUGGACAGGUUCUGAUUCGGAACACUGCACAGCUUACAAACUAG